Messenger RNA from Parasteatoda tepidariorum (common house spider), 4893 nucleotides. RefSeq lists its product as uncharacterized. NCBI's taxonomy places the organism in Eukaryota, Metazoa, Arthropoda, Arachnida, Araneae, Theridiidae. Gene Ontology annotation, molecular function: flavin adenine dinucleotide binding; oxidoreductase activity, acting on CH-OH group of donors. The record is from RefSeq and is a predicted model, not a curated record.
CUCUUUUCAAUCGUAUAAAAGUGCGCGAGGUUCAAAAUUUCAACAUUCAUUCUAAGUUUUCCUUGCAAAUUCUCUAUCGUCAGAUCGUUGAAAAACAGACCAUCUCUUAAGUUCGCCUUUUUUCUGCUAAGUUAUCAUUUUACUUUGUGUAGGGAGAACGAGUCAUUAAAAAUGAGUUUCUUUAAUAUACCAUUCCAAGUGUUUUUAGCAAUUAAUACUUUGAUGACAGCGUACAAGCCGUACACGUCAGAUACUUUUAAUCGAGAGUAUGACUACAUUGUUGUUGGUGCUGGAUCUGCUGGGUCAGUAGUUGCUUCUCGUCUCUCGGAAGAUCCCUGCGUAUCCGUUCUUCUUUUGGAAGCUGGGCCCAAUCCCGAUGCAAUCACAGAGAUUCCUGCAGCUGCAUUUCUUUUGCAACAUGGGAAAUAUGACUGGGAAUAUAAGACAGUGCCUCAAAAAAGGGGAGCUCUAGGUUAUGAUAACAGGCAACUUCAAUGGCCCAGGGGAAAAGGCAUAGGUGGAUCUAGUCUUCUAAACUUCUUCAUGUAUGUUCGCGGAAAUAAAAGGGAUUACGACCAAUGGGCAGAGGAUGGAGCAGAUGGAUGGUCAUGGAAAGAUGUAAAACCCUACUUCAUCAAGUCUGAAAAUAACACCGAUAAGGAAAUCUGUCAAAAAUCAACUCUUCAUGGCAGCGAUGGGUAUUUAACUGUGUCAAGUCCCCAGUAUAAUAGCACUUUGAUGACAGCAUUUGCCAAAGCUGCUUCUGAAAGAGGUUAUGAGUACAGAGACAUCAACAGUGAAAAGCAAACUGGUUUUUCAAAAUUGCAAGGGACAAUCAGAAAUGGUAGAAGGUGCAGUACGGCAAAGGCUUUCUUGAUUCCAGCUUCUGGUCGAAAAAAUCUAGAUAUCAUAGAAAACGCUUUUGUUCUUAAGGUUUUGAUCAAUGAUAAGAAAGAAGCAUAUGGUGUGCAGUUUGAAAUCAACAAAAACAUCUACACAGUAAAAGCUAAGAAGGAAGUGAUUAUUAGUGGUGGCACUAUCAAUUCUCCCCAACUUCUGAUGUUAUCUGGUAUUGGACCUAAGGAACACUUGACCAAAUUGGGAAUUAAAGUUAUUGCCGAUCUUCCUGUGGGGGAUAACUUACAAGAUCACGUUGGAACCACAUCUCUGAACUUUGAGGCUACUAAAGCAGAACCUAUCCUUCUUGGCAAAAUACUGAGCCCAUUCAAUCUUGGGGAAUUUAACAAGUAUGGAACUGGACCUCUUACCAGCUUUUCUGGAAUUGAAGGUAUGGCCUACAUCAACUCCAAGUACAAUGACCCAACCAUAGACUGGCCCGAUAUAGAAAUCCACCUGGCUGCUGGUUCUCCUGCUAGUGAUUAUGGCACAAUCUUGAAAAGCGCAGUCGGGAUAACAGAUAAAGUGUACAGACAAGUAUAUGCUCCAUACACGGGAAAGAAUACUUUCACGUUUUUUCCAUGUUACCUAAGGCCGAAGAGCAGAGGAACAAUCAGACUUGCUUCCACCAAUCCCAAGGAACACCCCCUCAUUGAUCCAAAUCUUUUUCAAUAUGACGAAGAUCUUGACAGAUUGGUUGAAGUUAUGAAAGAAUGCGUGAACAUCGUUGAGAAGACAAAAGCUUUCAAAGAGAUCGGCGCCAAAAUGUUCAAAACAAAGUUUCCAGGCUGUGAAAAACACAAACUUUAUUCAGAAGAUUACUUGAGAUGCGUUGGAAGAAUGUAUACCUACACCUUGUAUCACCCUGUUGGCACCUGUAAGAUGGGACGAAGAACAGACAAAACUGCAGUUGUAGAUCCAGAGUUAAAGGUGAUUGGAGUUAAAAAUCUUCGAGUUGUAGAUGGAUCUGUCAUGCCAACAUUAGUGUCUGGAAAUACGAAUGCCCCCAUCAUUAUGAUCGCUGAGAAAGCUUCAGACAUGAUAAAAGCCUCCAACCCAGACAGACUGACAUGCAAAAAAAGUAGAUGGUAGAAAUAAUUAUAAUAUGCAUUUAAAUUGGUCUUAGUUACUAAUUAGAGAUCUGAUAUACAUGCUUAUAAAAUUUACUUCCGAGAAAAGAGGUACCUAACUUUUUAAAUUAAGAACCUCUACUUUUUUAUGAUUAUUUGCUGCUUAAAAUUUUUAGUUUGUCUUUGAAAAUGGUGUUUCUGGAAUAUUGUUCUUAUUUUCAAGCUAUUAUCGUAGUUUAAGCAUCUGAAAUACCAUUUCUGAGAGAACUCAUGUUUUUUCUUUCGCUUUAAGCUUAAACCAUGUUGUGCGUAUCAAUUUUUUAUACAGUUCAAUGAUUAAUCUUAAUUAGUUUUAAUGAUUAAUAACAGCUUAUUAUUCGUAUUCUUAAUUACUGAAGAACUUACUACAAAUAGUAACGUUGCAAAUGCUUAUUCAGGAAAACGUUUAUCGCUAAUUCUGCGAAAAAUUAACUAUAUUUUGAGAAAAAUGAAAACUAACCUUGUAUUUUAAAAUUAAUAAAUGAAUCAAUUUAAUUGCCAUGAUAAAAAAAGUUAACAAUUGUCAGUUCUUAAAAUAUUUUUAUUAAAUUAUAUUAUUCAAAUUAUGAUUUGUGGGAAAAGUUUAAACUUUUAAGACUCUCAUCUAGUGGAAUAUAAUAUUCAUCUAAUCCUAAAGUUAUUUGUCAUCUGUUGCAGGAAGGAGUAAUAAGCAGAAAUAUAUCAACUUAAAAACGAUGGUAUUUACAUGGUCAUCUUUUUUCUAUUUACUUUGCAAUUUAUAAAAUUCAUGUUAACAUGCUUUAAUUAGCAUUGUUAGAACUUUCUGCUAGUCCUGUUGGGAAAAAAAUCCAGAUCAAAUUAAGGUAUAAAGUACUGCCGUAAAAUUCAUUUUUUGUUUCGUAAUAUGUUCUGUUAAAAAUGAACUUCACGGUAAAAAGUACCGUCCCCCUGAGUGGAGGUACUUUUUUAUUGCAAUUUUAUCCGGAAUUUUUCUCUGUGUAGUCUCCGAUAAGGAAAGAUUUUGAAGAUGUUUAGGUUUUAGUAUGAUAACUUUCUGAUGAAAGUAAAAUUUUAGGUACAGCUAAAAUUCGAAACAUUAUUGAAGUGUCAGAAAGCUCUCUAUUCAUGUAAAUAUAUUUAUUGUUGCUUUUUGCCGCUAAAAAGGGAGCAAUUAUGUACAUUUCUUAUUUCUUUUUAUGGUUCAGUAACUAAGUAAAUUGUUAAGUUGAUAGAGUAAAGAUAUAAAAGAGUUUUUAGAGUUUUGUCCGGAAUGCAUAGGUUUUUCAUUUUUAUUCAUAGGUUUUUCAUUAUUAUUUCAUUCAAAAUCUGAUUUAUUUUAAAAGUUUCACACAUGUAAUUUCUGAGUUAAGAGAAUCGAAAAGCUUAAUGUUAUAAAAUCUUUUUCUUCUGAAAAAAUGUUUCUUUUAAAAAUAACAAUCUAAUUCACAAAAGAUAUUAUAUUUUUUUUCGUCAUUCUUAUUUUCUUUAUGUAAAAAUGCCCCGCAACUAUCUUUCAGAAUUUUACUUUCAUUUUUCUGAGGUUAGUCGCCAAGUCAUGAAUAAGAUUUUUAUUUUUUCUGUUUUUUUUUUCUUCUCUUGUACAAUUCUGAAUGAUCAGUAGAAAAAUUUCCUAUUCAAAAUAUACAAUUUGACAGAAUGUAUCCGGUUAUUAUUCCCGUGAAAAUUUUCUGACAUAAAAAGAAUGCGUGCUUAAGUUGAUUUCUUUUUUAAAUUUUAUAUCAUAAGUUUAAAUAACUAUGACGAUUAUAACAUUUCACUGGGCAUAUAUCCAGUUAAUAAUGUUAUAUAAAUAUUUAAUCAUUUACUUCAUUGACUCUAAACGUGAGUACUAUUAUUAAGAUGCAAAUUAAAUUACUAAAUGAUUCAUUUAAAAUUAAGUUGUCUUUCAUUUGUAUAAAUUUCGCAAAAAUAGUUUGAAUCAGUUCUAGAACUUUAAAAGGCCUACUUGUUAUUUAACAUAUCGAUGCUAUUUUUAAUAGCUACAGGGAAACGGAAACAAAAAUAGUUUUAUUUUAAAAUAAAUAUUUUUUAUGAAACAUCGAUUAAUUUUUUACCCAACUAAAAGUUUUUUUUCUUUCUUUAAGCCGUUUUGUUUCCUAAUGAUAAUUCAAUUUUAUAUAAAAUAUGAUAAUUUAUAUGAUUAUGAUAAUUAAUUUUGAAAGCGGUGUGUUCCUAAUGAUUUCAUGGUUGAGGGUCAAAGAAAUGCAUUUUUGCUUAAAUUCGUUUCAAUUAGUUUUAAUCUGUUUUUAGCUUAUUUAAAAUAAAUAAGCAAAGAAUAGCUCCAGAAAAAUGUAAUUAUAGGAUUCUGAAAAAUAAUGCGUAUUCUCUAAUUUUUAGUUUUAAAAUGAUAAGAAGUGUAUAAAACACAGUUAAAAAUAUUAACAUACGUAAAUAUAUUUGAAAUUUUUAAUGCUUGAAAGAUAUUCUUUCGUCUCCUUAGAGAGUUUAUAGAUUCUUGUUAAAAUUGCAUAUCUUUUGGGACAAUGCGCUUAAAGGGAAACGAAUAGAUUUUGAUAAAUAACAAAAAAAGCAUUUUACUUUCUAGAACUGAUUAGGACGUAUGAUAUUCUUCAAAUAGCUAGUUUAAUAUCUUUGAUAUAAAAUAAUAUUAUUGAUAUUAUAAGAUGCUUUUCAAUCUACGUCAUAGGCAAACUAUGACAAACAUAUGAAUAUUUAAUUUUUGUUCUGUAAAUUUAUUCUAAAUUGUUGAUAAAAUUAUUGUAUUAUUAUUAUUAUUUUAAAGCAUUUUUUGCAAAAAAAAUUUUAACACCAUCGGCUGAGGUUUUAUGAAAUAUCAUAAUACAUAUUGAAAUUUUUGUAAAUCUUCAUUAUCCGUAUAUAUGUUACAUUUAUGCUUUUGCAUUAUGCUGCCUGUUGAUUUUGUGAAUAAAAGAAAAGUAAAUUA